Staurois parvus is the source of this 366-nucleotide messenger RNA. Lineage: Eukaryota; Metazoa; Chordata; Amphibia; Anura; Ranidae. The record is from the annotation of a GenBank genome assembly.
GCACCCACCUGUGCCACUCUGCAAUGUCACACACCUGUGCCCAGAAGUGCCACCUACCUGUGCCCAGCAGUGCCACCCACCUGUGCCCACCAGUGCCACCCACCUGUGCCCAGUGCCACCCACCUGUGCCCACCCACCAGUGCUGCCCACCAGUGCCACCCACCAGUGCAGCGCAGCAGUGCUGCCAGUCAGUGCCACCAGUCAGUGCCCAGCGGUUGUGCCAGUCAGUGCCGCCAGUCAGUGCCCAACAGUGAUGCCAGUCAGUGCCGUCUAUCAGUACCCAUAAUCAGUGUCACCUAUCAGUGCUGCCUAUCAGUGCUGCCUAUCCGUGCCACCUCAUUAGUACUGCCUAUCAGUGCCCUUUAG